Molecule: messenger RNA, 3273 nt
Organism: Chlamydomonas reinhardtii
Lineage: Eukaryota; Viridiplantae; Chlorophyta; Chlorophyceae; Chlamydomonadales; Chlamydomonadaceae
Exons: 5
Coding region: 301-2880 (859 amino acids)
Source: RefSeq, a predicted model, not a curated record
CCACAUCGGUAUGGCGCGUAUGAUGGUGCACCUCUCUCCGUAACCCAAUGACCCGUGACGGAGCAAAUCCGACUGAACGUGGGGUCGUGUCGCGCUCGCAGCACAGCUUUUUAUACAUGAAGCAACAAACUACGACGACAGCGUUGAGUUGCUAAGCGGGAAGCCACUGGACGCCACGGUCUUGCAAAGCAGGCGAUGGCAAUGAAGCAAGCUUAGGCGCGAACAUAAGAUGCCUGGAUCUGGUUAAAGCAGCGAAGAGAGUGCUACUUAACAUUGUUGUAGGGAUAGGUCCUAGGCGCAAUGGGCAAGGGCCGGGCGAAGAGAGGGCGGAAGGCAACAACCCGACAGUCGCCAAGCAGGCCCCCACGGCCGUGCCCACGGCUCCUCCAGGCGAAGGCAGCAGCCCGCGCCUUGGCCCGCUCGCGUCAGCGGCCGCGCAGCAACAGCCCCCCGGAGCUCCUGCCCAGCAGUCCCCUGCAGCAUCUGCGGGCUGGUUGGCGGGAUGGGCCGCUGCAGAAGGACGUGCUGAUCGCAUGGGACAUUGAGAACGCCAAGCCCCCUGCCAGAGUGCAGCUGGUGGAGGCGGAGGAGGCCAUCUCCAGCGCUUUCGCCUACCUGCCUCGCCGCAAGCGCCACGGCUUCCUGGCCGCGCUCAGCCUGACCGCCCUUGGGAACAUGAGCCAGGGCUACCGGGAGCAGCAGCUGGCAGCGCUGUGCGCCCGCAUCACGGUGAUGCUCGCGGCCGGCGGCACCAAGAGCACCUCCGCUGAUGCCAAGCUGCUGCAGCACAUAGAUGCCUUCAUCGAGCAGCAGUGCGUCACCGGCCGCGCCGCCCGCAGUGUGCUGGUGCUGAUCACUGGCGAUGACGACUUCACCCCACGUGUAAGGCGGGCCCUGGACGCCGGCAUGGACUUGGAGCUGCUGCACCCGGGCGAACACACUAGCCCCAACUUGCUGGAGGCCAUCCGUGGCUGCCCCAAUGUGUGGCACGCUGACUGGACAGACUUCGUUCGCCACUGGUUGGGCCUUCAGCCGCGGCCGGCAGCUGAUGGCGGCCGCGACCGCAUGGACGUCGGCGGCGGCGACGAUCAGCGCAGGCAGGGAGCAGCUGCAGUCGCUGGAGAGGAGGGGGAGCAACCAGACGAGCUGGAAGAGGAGGGACAGGAGGUCGAGCAAGACGAGGAAGAGAAGGCCGGGGCGGAGGAAGAUGAGGAGGCGGAAGAUGAGGAGUGGGCCGAGGAGGAGGGGCCGGACAAGGACGGGCCGGACGCUACUGGCCACCAUGAGAUGCAGCAGCGGCUGCUGCUGUCGACAGCAGAUGAAGCCGCAGCCGGCGCAGCGGCAGCCGCGGCAGCCGGCAGCGCGGUGGUGGCAGUCGGGGAGCUGUCUACCCGGGCGCUACGAGCCCUGCUGCAGCGGCAGGGCUUCACAGAACUGGCCGCGAUCCCUGCCGGUACCGUUCGCAGCUGCACCAAGAACCGGUGGCGGAAGCUGCGUAAGCGCAUGCUGCGGGCUGCGGCCAGCGCGCUCCUCACAGUGGAGGCGGCACUGGGGCUGCCGCGCUCGCAACUACCGGGUUCUGGUGACAUCGUCGUCGUGACUCCUGAUGGCAUGGAGGACGAUGACGACGGCGCCCAGCCCCACGUGCAGCGGCUGGUGCCCCCCCAUGACGUGGAGGACGAUAACGACGGCGCCCAGCAGCGGCAGCAGCCCCACCUGCAGCGGCUGGUGCCCCGCUACCCGGUGUACGAGGUUGCGGCGGUUGAGGGCCUGCUGCGGACCAGCCUGCCGGCGCGGGACCUGGCGUGCUUGCUGAGCAUUAACGCGGAGCGCAUCCAACAGCGGCGGGACGACGGCUGCGGGAGCUGUGGAGGCAGCGGAGGCAGCGGAGGCGGUGGCGGCUGCAGAGAUGGCGGCGAAAGCUGCGAAAGGUGCGGCGGAGGCGACGAGGUGCAGCGGCUGGCAGAGGUGCUGUGGGUGGAGCACUGCAGCAGGGGGGUCCGCCCGCCCUGCGGCGGUGUGGCGGUGAGGGCGGCAGCGGGGUUUGGCAAGAAGCGCAAGGCCGAGACCCAGCAGCCGCACGGCACCAGUGGCAGACGCACGGUGAAGGCGCGGCAGCGGCGUGAAGCGGACUGCGAAGGGCCAGCGACGGCGACGGCGACGGCGGGAGGCGAUAGCAGUGCUUGUGAUGCUGCCACGGGCACCAGGGGUCACCAGCGGCUGCAGGUGGAGGAGGAGGGGAUGGAGGGGGCCCGGCAGCGGGGACGGCGGCUGCUGAGCGCCCAGGCGCAGCAGGUAGCGAAGCAGCGCCGACCUAAACCCGCACGCGCCACGCUGCUACUGUCCAGCCUUGAUGUGGUGAGGCAGGCGGCCGACAAGGCUGAGGCGCUGGGGGCGGUGCGGCGGUGGCUGGUGGAGCAGAAGCGCACCCGCAGCGCCCUGUACUCCAGCCUUCAAAAGAAGGCGCUUGAUCUUGGCUGUGCAUUCAAGGUGGAGGCACGGUCUGCCACCGGUCAUCGGACCCGUGUCAUGCUCACGUGUUUGGACGGCGGCGCGCCCCGCCCCGCAGCAGAGCGGGCCGCACAGCUCGCUGCCAACCAGCUCCGCGCAAUGCUGGACCAGGCGCUAGCAGCCUCGGGUGGCGUUGAGGUUAGAGCCAAGGGUGGCAAUGCGCUUGCGGUCAGGGGCGCCGGCGGUAAAACCCGCCGGCGGGGCAAUGGGCGAAUCGCAGCAGCCGGCAGCAGCGGCACCAGGCGCUUGCGCGCCAGCGGCGCGGCCCGCCGCGCUGCGCGCCGCAUGCGCAGCAGGUCAGCGGCAGCCCGUAAGGCCGCGGUCAAAGUAUGCGUUAAUGGCAGGAUUUAUGAGUUGUUAGCUCUGUAAAGGGACGUGGGGCUUGCGGGUACCGCUUCGCGUGAGGCGUGGGUUCACAGCACGGCGACUCGAUGACGAGCAUGAUGGGCAGUGGAUUGGGGACUGAUGCCUUUGGUGAUGAUACUGGAUGUUUUACUUCUGAUUGAAAUGACAAGGACCCGCAAGUGCAGGGUACUGGUGAGGGACGGGACCCAACAUGCACACCAGGUUGCGUCGCAGGGGCGUGCAAGGGGGCUGAACAAGGAAGUGACUGGUUCAGAGCGGGUGAGGUGACCAAGUUCACAGGCUGGAUACAUGGUUGGAUGCGUGGUUUGGGGACUUGCACGUUGGGUUACUUCGGCCUGCUGCGUGUCGGGGCGAUCGUGCAUGACGCAGACAACCGGCCUUUGGGCUCUUAGGCCU